AUCCAGAUCUUCAGUAUCCAGGAAAAACAACGCCGAGGUCUCACUAGCAGGCGAUGCUUCCUCUAUGUGAAUCCUGUGUGGCUGACUCAAACAUUUCAAAGUUGGACCGGAAAUUCAGGAGAAAAAAAAUGAGGCGGAACAUAGACAUGGCGAUAAUACCAGACGUCGAGUGAUCUUGUUUCUGAACGUGGAUUCUCUCCAACUGGGACGCGCUCGACUAUAUACAGAAGAGUGAUUCCGGUUUCUUGUUCAACAUCUAAUCGUGCAAAGGAGAAGAUCGAGGUGGAGGGAGAAGGAAGGCCAAGAUGGGGACGUUGGGAGCAAUUCUGAAGCACCCAGAGGAUUUCCCGGUGCUCGUGAAGAUGAUGAUGGCGUCGAGCCGCGCCGAGAAACAGAUCCCUCCCCAGCCGCAUUGGGCAUUCUGCUACACAAUGCUCACAAAGGUGUCUCGAAGCUUCGCUCUUGUCAUCCAGCAACUGGGCAAGGAACUCCGAGACGCGGUUUGCAUUUUUUACUUGGUUCUUCGUGCACUUGACACUGUUGAGGAUGACACAAGCAUACCUUCUGAUGUGAAAGUACCAAUUCUGAAAUCUUUUCACAGUCACAUAUAUGAUACCUCUUGGCAUUUUGCAUGUGGAACUAAGCACUACAAAGUCCUCAUGGAUCAAUUUCACCAUGUUUCAACGGCCUUCUUGGAGCUUGGGAAAAGUUAUCAAGAGGCAAUUGAAGAUAUUACCAAAAGAAUGGGUGCAGGCAUGGCAAAAUUCAUUUGCGUGGAGGUUGAGACAAUCAGUGAUUAUGAUGAAUAUUGCUAUUACGUUGCUGGACUAGUUGGGUUGGGGCUAUCCAAGCUUUUCCAUGCUUCUCGUUUGGAAGACUUGGCUCCUGAUGAUCUGUCAAACUCUAUGGGGUUGUUCCUUCAGAAAACAAACAUUAUAAGAGACUACUUGGAGGACAUUAAUGAAAUACCAAAGUCGCGCAUGUUCUGGCCUCGUGAAAUCUGGAAUAAAUAUGUAGAUAAACUUGAGGAUUUGAAGUAUGAGGAGAACUCAGUGGUAGCAGUGAAAUGCUUGAAUGAGAUGGUGACAAAUGCGCUUACUCAUAUGGAAGACUGCUUAAGAUACAUGUCUGCUUUGAAUGAUCCUAACAUCUUCCGCUUUUGUGCUAUUCCUCAGAUCAUGGCUAUUGGGACAUUAGCUUUAUGUUACAACAAUAUUCAAGUUUUCCGAGGAGUCGUGAAAAUGAGACGUGGUUUAGUAGCUAAGGUGGUUGACCAGACUAAGACAAUGAGUGACGUAUAUGGUGCUUUUUUUGACUUUUCUUCCCUCUUACAGUCAAAGGUCGACAAGAGUGAUCCCAAUGCUUCACAGACUAUAGAAUUAACAGAAAAGGUGCAGAAUGUCUGCAGGGCAUCUGGUUUACUGAGAGAAAGACGUGUCUAUGCAGAAGAGCAGCAAUCAAGGCAAACAGCACUUUUUAUGAUGGUGAUGAUAAUGCUGUUUUCCAUAUUGGUUGCAUAUCUGUACUCCAAAUGAUGAUCCCCUCUGGUGGGUUGGUUGUGCAUUAUGGACUGGUCCUAUUUUAUAUGCAGUUGUAUCAUGACAUGAAGAUAAUGAAUUUCUUCACGAUGGAUUUGUACCAAAGUUCGUGUAACAAGGCCUAAGAUAAGUUUUUGUUCCCAAACAUGUAACAAGGUCAUGUUCCCAAAGUAGCUGUUGUGCUGCAUGUAUGGUUUAUUAACAUCAUAAACGAUAUCAAGGAAUCACAAAAUCUACUACAGAAACUA
Messenger RNA from Nymphaea colorata (pocket water lily), 1786 nucleotides. Its product is annotated as squalene synthase 1-like. Bases 306 to 1535 code for a protein of 409 amino acids. Gene Ontology annotation, molecular function: squalene synthase [NAD(P)H] activity. Lineage: Eukaryota; Viridiplantae; Streptophyta; Magnoliopsida; Nymphaeales; Nymphaeaceae. Gene Ontology annotation, cellular component: endoplasmic reticulum membrane. The record is from RefSeq and is a predicted model, not a curated record. Gene Ontology annotation, biological process: farnesyl diphosphate metabolic process; lipid biosynthetic process. The transcript is spliced from 13 exons.